Gadus macrocephalus (Pacific cod) is the source of this 953-nucleotide messenger RNA. RefSeq lists its product as uncharacterized. Lineage: Eukaryota; Metazoa; Chordata; Actinopteri; Gadiformes; Gadidae. The coding region runs from base 354 to 836 and encodes 160 amino acids. The record is from RefSeq and is a predicted model, not a curated record. The transcript has 2 exons.
GAGUUUGCUUAGGGCUGCGCACUUUUUCCCGUCAAGUAGGUUUUUUAUAGAUCACAACCUUGGCGUGAUCACAGCCCCGUUUUGUGCGUACGCAACGGUUAUCAAUGAGACCCCAGAUCACUGGGAGGAAAAUUGCUUUGUCCAGUGGUUAUUUUCAUGUUAAGAAUGCAGUUGUAUAGGAGGUCGACUCCGUGUUUACCAGCAGAGGGCGACACAGUGGGACAUGUGGAUUUGGGAGCACCAGAAGAAGAGGCAGCUAUUCGUCAACGCAACAACACUACCUCUAAGAAGUAAUUGUACAAUGAUAUACUGUCUGAAUAUAAACCUAGUAUACACAUAGUAUUACCAAGGGGAUGUCUGUAGAGUUUCCCUGUUUGUCGUUCCGCCAGCCGUAUGCUGGGCUAGUUCUAAACGGAGUGAAGACUGUGGAGACACGCUGGAGACCAGUGCUGUCGGAGCUUGAGUGCCAGUCAAUGGCGAUCCACAUCGCGCAGCGGGACUGGGAGGGUGGCGACUGGGCCACGGUGCUGACCACGCUUGGGUGGAGCGGUGCUCAGAUAGACGCGCUCCUGGAGUCAGGAGAGAGGUUCGGCCGAGGCGUGGUGGCAGGUCUGGUGGAAGUAGGCGUAACCUGGCAGUGCCCCGCUGUCCUGCAAGAGGAGGACCUGCAGGAGUGGGAAAAAGCAGCUCUUCUGUUUGGUCUAGAAGAAAAACACCUGACCCGCCUGUCAAACCCUCAUUGGUUGGUGGAGCCGCUUUUCUGCCAUGGCAACAAGGACAUCUGGACUGUACAGAUACCGACACACCUACUGCCUAGCACCUACCCAACUACCUAGCACUUAACCCUACCCAAAUGUUAAUACCCAACCCCAAAGGACAUCUCAAGGGGACCCACAUCUAUUGUAUGACAUGUUUAUGAUCAUUAUGUAUUAAAGUAUUUCAUCUAAUGUGAA